This is a messenger RNA of Leishmania mexicana MHOM/GT/2001/U1103, 612 nucleotides long. Its product is annotated as putative flagellar calcium-binding protein. The transcript has a single exon. The record is from RefSeq and is a predicted model, not a curated record. Lineage: Eukaryota; Euglenozoa; Kinetoplastea; Trypanosomatida; Trypanosomatidae. The coding region runs from base 1 to 612 and encodes 203 amino acids. Gene Ontology annotation, molecular function: calcium ion binding.
AUGGGCUGUAACGCUACCAAGGCUGCCGGCAAGUCCGGCGAGGGCAAGACCGCCGCUGAGCGCAAGGUUGCGUGGGAGAAAAUUUGUCAGAACCUGCCUCGCCAGAGGACGCCUGAGGACAAGGAACGCCGCAGCGAUCUUUUCAAGAAGUUUUCCCAGAACGACACGGAAAAGCUCACGAUGGAGGAAGUCUAUCAAGGCUGUGUACGUAUCCUCCAGCUCGAUGAGUUCACGACGCGCCUGCACGACAUUGUGAAGCGUGCCUUCAACAAGGCAAAGAGCAUGGCGAACACCGCCGGCGACUGCCAGGGCGACGACGAGUUUGUCGAAUUUCUUGAGUUUCGGCUGAUGCUGUGCUACAUAUACGACUACUUCAAGCUCACCGUUAUGUUUGACGAGAUCGACACCUCCGGCAACAUGCUGGUGGACGCGAAGGAGCUCAAGGCCGCCGUGCCGAAGAUCGGUGAGUGGGGCCUUGUCAUUGAGGAUCCAGACACAGUCUUCAAGCAAAUCGACGACAACGGCUCCGGCCAGGUGUCCUUUAACGAGUUCGCUUCGUGGGCGACUGCCCGCAAGCUUGAUGCUGACGAGGAGGCUAACGACUCUGAGUAG